AUGGUUGUGUGUGUAAUUGCAAUCUUAAUCUUGGGAUUAUUCGCCUUUGUGCGCGCUCUUUGCAACUACACCCGCUUAAGCACUGUUCCUGGUCCGCUGUUCACCGGCUUAUGUGACUUGUGGAGGACAUACGCUCGCAAUACAGGCAACUAUGGUUGUAGUGUAGCUGGCCUUCAUAAGAAAUACGGCAAGGUCGUCCGUUUAGGGCCUCAUUCCAUCAGCGUUUCCGACCCUACGGCCAUCUUUCCGGUGUAUAAUGGUCGGCCGAGUGAAAGGUCAACAUUUGAGCAUGACAAUCGUACCACAUUCGCCCAAGGCUCGUCCGCGAGGACGACCGAUGUUGAAAGUACUCUGCUGAGCAAGGCCACUCGUCGGAGGUGUCUGGAAUCGGCAAUGCGAUAUGAAGGCAUAGUUGAUCAGGCAGCCAACAAUUUGAUGACAUCUCUCAGGCAACAACCCGUGGUGCACUUAACGACCUUCCUUCAGGGUUUUACCGCUGACUUCAUUCAUCGUCUGGUCCUGGAGGAAUCGGUCACCCAAGAUAUGCCUUCCAACGCUCAGCGGGCAUGUUGCCACUGGUAUAACCGUCCAACAAAGUGGUUCACAUUUCCAACGAUCGAAUAUGCGCUCCUAAGAAGCCCGGCCGCUAGGUUAAAAAGGCGCCGUGGCAUUUCAUUUGUCCAAAAAACUCAGGGAGGGAUCAACAGUAGUCGAUCGUUUAGGGCUACGGAUGACCGUGCAAUUAGCUCCAGCCUCGACCUUCCCCGAGGUUGCGACGGCGCAUAUGACUGUAUUGCUAUGGCUUUUAUCUCAACGUUUUCCUCCUUGUUAAAACACGAAACCGUCAUGGCGAGGCUCCGAUCUGAAAUAGACACGGCGUUCAACAAGGGCCUACUCUCCGACCCUCCUCGGUGGCAAGAACUGGGUAAACUCCGUUACCUUGACGCUGUUAUCAAGGAAUCAAUGCGCCAGCUGCCUAGCUUAAGCUACAACCGUGAGGUCGUAACACCCCCCGAGGGCGCUAUCGUUGCAGGGUACUACAUUCCUCCGGGAACCAUGAUGGAACUUCAUUCCGAAGCCUUACGAGGCGAUCCUAGUACUUAUGGGGAGGACGUCCAUAAUUAUCGACCGGCACGUUGGCUCAAUGUUGACCCGCGACAACGGUGGGCCAUGAUCCAAAACUUAAUACCGUUCAGCACCAGCAUCAAUAAUUCUCCAAAGGUUCGAGUCGCCUGGAUGGAGCUGAAAAAGAUUGUUGUCUUACUGCUUUUAAAGUUCAACCUGGAGCUCAUACGUCCUGGCGAAGGACCGAUUCUCAGCGAUAUGUCUGACCAGGGCUUGCCACCAUUGAUGGCCUACUGUAGCCCGCGAAACCACUGA
Molecule: messenger RNA, 1380 nt
Organism: Aspergillus pseudonomiae
Lineage: Eukaryota; Fungi; Ascomycota; Eurotiomycetes; Eurotiales; Aspergillaceae
Product: putative cytochrome P450 monooxygenase
Exons: 3
Coding region: 1-1380 (459 amino acids)
Molecular function (GO): oxidoreductase activity, acting on paired donors, with incorporation or reduction of molecular oxygen; iron ion binding; monooxygenase activity
Source: RefSeq, a predicted model, not a curated record